Molecule: messenger RNA, 507 nt
Organism: Torulaspora delbrueckii
Lineage: Eukaryota; Fungi; Ascomycota; Saccharomycetes; Saccharomycetales; Saccharomycetaceae
Gene: HED1
Product: Hed1p
Exons: 1
Coding region: 1-507 (168 amino acids)
Source: RefSeq, a predicted model, not a curated record
AUGCGAAGGAGCUUGACCACAUACGUGACAGAUGAAGAGGAAAGGAGGCCUCUGGUGAGGAGAGCGGCUACCGCAAGUGCUAUUUGUGCGGUGGGAGUGGUCGAAGUAGGCCUUGGGAUGAUAAAGCUCGAGGAAGUGGGUGAAGUGAGCCAGUUCAGCCAGCUAGAGUAUCAGACAGAGGCCCAUCCAGAAACUCGGCCGAAUCCUCAGCGAGAAAGCUCACCAGAGGUUGAGGUUGUUCCUGAUACGUCUGUCGAAGAAAUCCAUGAUCAUCAAAGUGGUGGCGAAGAGAGCAUAUGGGUUCCUGAGACACCUGAAACGUCACUAGAUGAAGUCUCACUGCCUGAAGGAGUGCAUAAAUCGCUAAAGGACCUCAUUUACAAGACGAAUAAAAAUCUUUAUGAUGUGGAUUCAAAUAAAGUGAAGUAUAAGGCUGGUCUGUCGCGUAAAGGACUUGCAGUACCUAGUCUGCAUCGCAGGAAAGGCCAUGAUUCAUCGCCCGCUUGA